Bombus huntii is the source of this 1518-nucleotide messenger RNA. RefSeq names its product transmembrane protein 145-like. Bases 48 to 1427 code for a protein of 459 amino acids. Gene Ontology annotation, biological process: response to pheromone; G protein-coupled receptor signaling pathway. The transcript is spliced from 4 exons. Lineage: Eukaryota; Metazoa; Arthropoda; Insecta; Hymenoptera; Apidae. The record is from RefSeq and is a predicted model, not a curated record.
GUAGAUAUCAUUUCAGUUCAGGAAAAUUGUACGGCCGUGUAUCAACUAUGUUUAACAUAUUGUCAUUCUUUUUUAUGUUAUUUAAUUUUUUAUUGACAUACUCAGAGGCCAAAAUUCUUCAAGGACACCUUGUAACACGUGAAAAUUGGGCAUUUUUAGCAAGAUUCUGCUUCUUAACGCAACAAGGCACGUUUCGGUACGAAUUCGAAUUAGGAGGCAAAGAACAAGAUUUAAAAAUACUAUUGUAUUAUGAUGCACCUGAUCAGUGGCCAAGCGUUUACCCUUCGAAUAAAACAUGCAUAGAAAAAGAAGCUAUACUUUGGGACGGAAUUGGUCAAAUAGUACCAUUAUCGACAUUAACAUCUGAACAAUCAGGAUGCGUCGAAGAAGAAGAAACAGUACGAUGUUCUAGUCAUCGAAGAUUUCGAUCAUCUCGUCCGAGAUGGUGGUUUAUCGCAUUAGCAGAUUGUUCAUCAAAAACUGGACUAAAUGUGUCGUAUUGGAUAUCGUUAACAAAUGCGCCGCAUGGUCAUUUUUGGAAAGAACAUUUUUCAGCAGACGAAUUCUAUAUACUACCAGAACUGAUAACAAUUGCUUGUAUUUACAUGAUACUUGUAAUACUUAGUUUUUACAUAGCCAUACAACUAAGGGCAAGAAGACUACUACAUGUUUCUUACAAAAUAUUUAUAGCCUCACUACUUUGUCAAUUAGUAGGAAUAUUAUUUGAGAUUUAUAGUUACAUAAAUCUUGGUUUAAGAGGAAUACCAACAGAAAAUGCUUAUUUAUUAGGUCAACUUCUAGAAGCAUGUUCAGAUAUUUUGUACACUGUACUUAUGUUAUUACUGGCUCUUGGUUUUACAGUGACUAAGAGCGUUUUAACAGCCAGGCAAACUCGAUGGCUUAUAUGUUUUAUUUGUCUGAUUUCUUUCUGUCAAUUUUCAUUGUAUAUUUACCAAUCCGAUGUCUUUGAUCCUGGAUUGGUAUUGUAUAUUUAUGAAUCACCACCAGGCUAUGGAUUAAUAAUACUGAAAUUGAUUGCAUGGAUUAUAUUUUCUCUUCGAUGUUUUAAAACCGUUAGAAAAAUGUCAACAAAACUUCAUUUUUAUGGUUCAUUAUUUUCAUUGGGAUCAGCAUGGUUUUUAUGUCAUCCAUUAACGGUACUCUGCAUUACUUUAUUAGUGGAUGAGUGGGUACGAGAAAGCGUUGCUAAAGGAUGUUUGUUAUGGACUAUUUUUAUGGGACAUAUAAUGUUUUUAUACAUCACCAGACCAUCUAUGGCUAACAAACGUUUUCCAUUUCAUAUUAGAACAUGUCAAGUCAUGCCUGUUGGUGGUGAAGGACAAGAUCACAGUUAUGAACCUCAUGUUAGAACAACAAGCUCUGCAUUCACUAUUUCACACUUAACGCCAUCUACUUUGCAAUAUUAAUAGUAAGGGUACUUCAAAACACCUGAUAACUUGUAAUUGUAUGCUGAGUCUUUUACUACUUCUCUCUUUUUUUUUUUUUUUUUUUAAUGUU